Molecule: messenger RNA, 5145 nt
Organism: Rotaria sp. Silwood2
Lineage: Eukaryota; Metazoa; Rotifera; Eurotatoria; Philodinida; Philodinidae
Source: the annotation of a GenBank genome assembly
AUGUCUUCAUUACAUAUCUCAAUACUUUUUACUUUAUUGACAAUUAUAAUUGCCGAUAAUAAAACGUUUUAUUUCACAAAAUCGAAUUAUGAAUUAUGGUGUCAAGAAAAUAUUCUAUCAAAUUCAUUAUUUCUCUAUCCAAAUCGAAUACCCAUAGGUAUUUAUCGUACAUUAAAUAUUAAAUCUGUUACCUAUUAUCUUAUUGAUGAUAAUAAUAAUGGUUUAUUUCAAAUAAAAACUAAACGUCUAGCUGACUUCUAUUUUCUUCUUAUUAAUAUAACACGUCCAUUUGAUAUUAAUCGAGAAUAUCAAGAUGUUUAUACACUUCGUAUUGAAGCAAAUAUUAUUACGACACAAGAAAAUCUAACUGAGCAAACAGAAAUUCGUCUCUAUGUUGCUGAUUCGAAUGAUAAUGAUGGAGUAUUUGAUAUGGAUAUCUACGAACAAAACUAUACUCAAACAAUCGAUAUUGAUCAAUCACUAAUACAAUUUCAUGCAAGUGAUGCUGAUGAAAUUCAACAUGCACAAAUAUUUUAUGAAUUAGCAUCAUCAUUAAAUGAAACAUUUUCCUUACAUCCAUAUACAGGUGAAUUAUAUUUAAUAACGAAAGAAAAUUUAAAAUCUACGUAUGAAUUUGAUAUCUAUGCAUAUGAUCGUUAUCGUAAACGUACUGUUGAUAAUAAUAUGAAAACUAAAACACAUGUUAAAUUAAAUUUUAAUCAAUUAAAUUUUUUACAUAAUAAUAAUAAUAAUAAUUUAAAUGAAAAUUUUCAAACAAUAUUUAAUCAAACAAUUCAAUAUGAAAAAAUAAUAUCAAUAUAUGAUAUUGAAAUAUUAGAAAGAAAAUCAUUUCAUUUAUUAAAUAUACAUCAACCAAUAUUAACAAUAAAUAUAAAAAAUUUUAAUGAAAAAUUUUUUAAAAUAUUUUUAUUAAAUAAUUCAUCAUUAAAUACAAAAAAUUUAUUUAUUUAUAAUAAUAAUAUUUAUUUAAAUAAAUAUUUAAUUGAAGAAUAUAAUUUACAAUUAUUUAUUUGUUUUUAUCAACAUUAUCAAUGUCAAUAUAUUAAAUAUCGUUAUAUACCAUUUAUUGAUUUUAAUUUUUAUCAAUUUCAUUUUAAAUCAAUUGAAAAAAUUUAUCUCGAUGAAAAUUUACCUGUUGAUUCAUUUAUAACACAUAUACAAAUUGAUUAUAAUCAAUUUUCUUAUGAACAAUCAUUAAUAAUUAAUUAUAAAUUAUUAAAUGAUGAUGUUUAUUAUCAAUUUUAUAUUAAUUCAAAAACAGGUAUUUUACGUCUUGCUGAACGUUUAGAAUAUCGAAUAUAUACACUUGAUAUACAAGCUAAUAUACAUUUAUUUAAUCGUCGUUAUUCAAUUGAAACAACAAUUGAAAUUCAUGUACGAGAAAUAAAUAAAUAUCGUCCUAUGUUUCGUAAUAAUACACCAACAGAUUUAUUUCAAUUACCAUAUCAAUUUGAUGCAUAUGAUUAUGAUCAAAAUAAACAAACAAAUGGACGUGUUACAUAUCGUCUAUGGAAUUGUUUUAAUAAUUGUCCAUUUUAUAUUGAUCCAAAUAAUGGAAUAUUAACUUUAAAAAAUAAAGAAAAUAUUAAUGAAAAUAUUAUUUAUAAUUUACAAAUUAUUGCAUUUGAUUGGGGACAACCAAUUAGUUUUCAAACAAGUCUUGAUAUUCAUGUUGAUUUAUCACCAAGAUUAAAUAAACGAUCUUUACUAAGAACACGAGCAUAUUCAAGACGAUGGAGAAAAAAACUAGCAUCAAUCAUAUUAACAACAACAUCAACAGCAUCAAUGAUUACAGAAAUAAGAUAUAAUACAACAUUACCUUCAAAUAUCGAUACUGUUUAUUUAAAUAUUGGUUUUCGACAAAAUUUUACAACAUAUUAUAUAUCAGAAGAUAUUGAAAUAAAUACAAUAAUUGAUCGUUUAAAAAUCGAAUCAGAUUUAUUUCCAUUAAAUAUAAAUAAUGAAUAUGAUAAUAUAUUUUUCUAUAAUAUAAAUGAUACAAAUGUACCAUUUAUAAUAGAUCAAAAUGAAAAAUAUAUAAAAUUAAUUGAUAAAAUUGAUCGUGAAAAACAAAAUAAAUAUAUAUUUGAAAUUGAACUUAAAUUAAAAUCAAUUUAUUCAAUUAAAUUACAAGAACAAUAUUAUUGUCAAACGAAAAAUUUAUUUAUUAAUUUUCAAUAUACAAAUAAAUAUUAUCAAAAAAUGUUAAUUAUUAUUUAUAUUAAUGAUGUUAAUGAUAAUAUUCCAAUAUGUAAAAAUUUUCAUACAAAUAUUCAAUUAAAUGAAAAUGAAAUACAAACAAAUAUUUAUCAAAUCGAAGCAUUUGAUCCAGAUUUAGGUGAAAAUGGUACAAUAACUUAUUCAUUACUUGAUUAUAAUCAAUAUUUUUCUAUAAAUUCUUCAACAGGUCAAAUUGAUUGUAUAAAAUCUAUUGAUUAUGAAGAAUAUUCAUCUAUUGAUUUACAUAUAAUCGUAUCUGAUCAAGGUUCACAAAUACAACUUCAAACAAUAUGUACAACAGUUCAUAUUACAAUAAAUGAUAUUAAUGAUAAUACACCACAAUUUUUAUUAGAUAAUUAUAGUUUUACUUUAUUUUCUGAUAUGCCACGUUAUUCAAUAUUUGGUCAAAUUCUUGCUAUAGAUUUCGAUAAAAAUGAUCAUUUAAUUUAUUCAAUUAAUCCAAAUCCAUAUAUAACAAUAAAUAUACAUACAGGUCAUUUACGUUUAAAAUAUAAUUUACAUCGUUUAAUUGAUCAAAUAUUAAAUGUAACAGUACAAGUUUCAGAUGGUUUACAUAAAAAUGAAAGUUUAGUAUCGAUUUAUAUUAAAUCAUUUUCUGAUGCUCAACAACCAAUACUUUUAUCUGAACAAGCAUAUGGUUUAACAAUAAAUGAAUCAUUAUCUAUUGAUUCAAUAAUAAUAAAUAUUUAUCGUCGAUUUCAAAUUCUUUCAACAACUAUUGAUUUUAUUGAAAUAAUUCAUGAUGAAAUCAAAUUACCAUUUUCAAUUGAUCAACAAGAUUCAUCAAAUACUUUAACAUUCGAUGGUUAUAGUUUUGUUCGUAUGAAUAUAACAAUGAAUUUAACUCAACAUAUAAAUAUAACAUUUACAUUUCGUACACAAGUAUCACAAGGAAAAUUAUUAAAAUUAUUAGCAUAUGAUGAAAAUAAUCAACAACAACAUAUAUUUAUAAUUGAAAUAAAAGAUGGUUAUAUUAAUUUUCAAUUAAAUAAAAAAAUUCUUUUUCAAUUAAAUGAAAUAUUAAUAAAUGAUAGUUUAUGGCAUCAUAUUUAUUUUUCAAUUGAUUAUUCAUUAAAUAAUAAUAAUAAUUAUUAUUAUUAUUAUCAUAUACGUCUUGAUCAUGUAUUUAGUAAUAAAAUUCAUAGAUCACAAAAAAUUUUAUUAAAUCAAAUCAAUGAAUUAUUUAUUGGAAAUGAUUUUCAUGGUUGUUUAGGAAAUUUAACAAUAAAUAAUCAAAUAAUUUAUUUACAAAAACAAAAUAAUAAUAAUAAUUCAAUUGAACAUAUUGGAACAAAUAAUGGUUGUCAAUUAGCUGAAAUUGAAACACGUACAUUAAGACAUUAUACAAUUAAAGAUGAUCUUUGUUCAUUAUAUCAUCCAUGUUAUCAUGGUGGUUUAUGUACAAGUCUUAAUUCUAAACAUGGUUUAAGUUUUACAUGUAAUUGUUUAAAAUCUCGAUUUUCCGGUCGACAAUGUCAAUAUGAUUUACAACCAUGUUUAAGUCAUCCUUGUUUAUUUAAUGAACAAUGUAUUUCAUCAUCAACAACAACAAAUCAUUUAAAUCAAUCAUAUACAUGUAUAUCAUCAUUUUUUAAUUUACCAAUAUCAACAAAAAAUUCUUUAUAUAUUGGAUUAGCUUUAAUUUGUUGUACAUUUAUAUUAUUUUUUUUACUUUGUCUUUCGUUAAUUAUUUAUUGUCAACAACAACGAAAAGAUAAAAAACGAAAUGAUAAUUUAAAUAAUGAUAAACCAUUAGUAUCAGCACCAUUACUUAUACAAAAAUCAUCACCAAAAACAACAAAAAAAAUUGAAAGUCCUAUGCAAACAUUAUUAAAAUUAAAUCAUAAUGGAAAACAAACUAUUGAAACUAUGGCACUUGUUGAUCAGACUAAUCAUCAACAAACAACAAUGAAUAAUUUUAAUGAUAAGACAACUAAGAAUCAGUUAAAUAAAUCAUCACAAUCAAUUGAUAAACCUCCAUAUCAAUCUCAUGAAUCAUUAAAUCGUCAUCAAAAUGAUCCGAAAUAUUAUUCACCUAUUGGAAAAAUGAAUAUUCCACCAGAUAAUUUUCUUGUUCAUUAUAACAGUAUUGAUUAUGACACUACACGUAUUCCACUUGUUGAUCCACAAUCUACAGAUUUAUUUGAUUUUCCAUCAUCACCAACAAAAUAUUUCAAUGGUCAUAAAGAUGAAAAUCCAAAUACUUAUCAAACUGGUUUAAAUUCAUUGUCUAAUUUAACUGAAAAAUUAGCUGAACAAAAUGAUAUUGAUUUAACACAAUCAUCAAAUGAUUCAUCAAAUAAUGAACAAACAUUAUUAACAUCACCAAUAUCAAAUAGUGAACGUAAACGAUCAUUAUUCAAUGGUGGUAGUACACAUAGUAUACGUGCAUCAACAUCAUCAUUACAAAAAGCACCUGUCUACGCUAAAAUUAUAAAAACAUCAUCAAAACCAACAAAUGGUAGUGGUAUGAGUACAAUUGAACGUCUUCGUUUAAGUGGUUCACCGCUUCGUCUUCUUUCAUCAUCACCAACAUAUGCACGUACAACAUCAUUUUUAAAAUCAAAUAUUAAUCAUGAAAAUAAUAGUUUUCAAACAUCAUCAUCAUUAUCAAUAAAACAUAAUAAAAUCAAUGCAACAUCAUGGAAAUUAAAUCCAAGAAAAUUAGAUAGUUUAAAGGCAAGACGUAAUAGUCGACAUACAGAUGAUGAUGAUGAUGAUAAUAAUAAUAAUAAUAAUACAAAUAAUAAUGAAACAAGUCAAUUAACAAUGACAACAACAAUAAAUCGUUUUAGACAUGCAAGUGAUUCUGAUUUAACUAAAGAACAUAAAAAUGGAAAAAAAUCAACUAAAUUAUCAUCAUUUUUUCAAACCGAAGUAUAG